Messenger RNA from Oryza brachyantha (malo sina), 2014 nucleotides. Its product is annotated as CBL-interacting protein kinase 8. NCBI's taxonomy places the organism in Eukaryota, Viridiplantae, Streptophyta, Magnoliopsida, Poales, Poaceae. The coding region runs from base 271 to 1620 and encodes 449 amino acids. The record is from RefSeq and is a predicted model, not a curated record. Gene Ontology annotation, molecular function: ATP binding; protein kinase activity. The transcript has 15 exons. Gene Ontology annotation, biological process: signal transduction; protein phosphorylation.
CACAAGAGAAGAGAGCAGCUAGAAAAAAAUUUUAAUAAAGUAAAAAAAAAAAGAAAAACAAAUUGGUCUCCCUUUUGAAAGCUCGGAAUCCCAUCUCAAUGGCGAUGUGGAGCAGCUGGAGCACCUGAGCAGCGGUGGUGGAGUACAGGCAGGCAGGCAGGCAGGCAGCUCCCCCCACCACGUCUUGGAUUCCCGGCGGGCGGGUGGGGAGGGGGGGUCGGGGCGGCGGCGGUUGGGCCACCGCGGCUGGGGAGGGAGGGGCGGCGAGCGAUGGUGGGCGGAGGAGGCGGAGGGCCGCUGCGGCGGGUGGGGAAGUACGAGGUGGGGCGGACGAUCGGGGAGGGGACGUUCGCCAAGGUCAAGUUCGCGCAGAACACGGAGACCGGGGAGAGCGUCGCCAUGAAGGUGGUCGACCGCUCCUCCAUCCUCAAGCACAAGAUGGCGGAUCAGAUUAAGAGAGAGAUAUCCAUAAUGAAGCUUGUGCGGCAUCCAAAUGUGGUCAGGCUACAUGAAGUUUUGGCAAGCCGGAAGAAGAUAUUUAUAAUCUUGGAGUUCAUCACUGGUGGUGAACUAUUUGAUAAAAUUAUUCGUCAUGGAAGACUCGGUGAAGCUGAUGCACGUAGAUACUUUCAGCAGCUCAUUGAUGGCGUUGAUUUUUGCCACAGCAAAGGAGUCUACCAUCGAGAUUUAAAGCCUGAAAAUCUCCUCCUUGACUCACAAGGUAAUCUUAAAAUUUCAGACUUUGGACUCAGCGCCUGGCCUGCCCAGGGUGGUGCCCUUUUGCGUACUACUUGUGGAACCCCAAACUAUGUUGCCCCAGAGGUUCUCAGUCAUAAAGGAUAUGAUGGAGCACUUGCUGAUACAUGGUCAUGUGGAGUUAUUCUGUAUGUCUUGUUGGCUGGUUAUCUUCCAUUUGAUGAAGUUGAUUUGACUACUCUUUAUGGGAAGAUAGAGAGUGCCGAAUAUUCAUUCCCAGCUUGGUUUCCGAGUGGUGCAAAGUCACUCAUUCGCCGGAUUCUUGAUCCUAAUCCAGAUAAACGAAUCAGGAUAGAAGAUAUCAGAAAUGAUGAGUGGUUUAAGAAGAAUUAUGAGCCUGUUAGAGAAGUGACAAAUGAAGAAAUUAAUCUUGAUGAUGUUAAUGCAGCUUUUGAUGACCCUGAGGAGGACACUGAACAUACUUAUGAUGACAAAGCAGGACCUUUGACACUCAAUGCUUUUGACCUAAUCAUUCUAUCUCAAGGUUUGAACCUGGCAGCCCUAUUUGAUCGCCGACAGGACUAUGACAAACUUCAAAAUAGAUUUUUAUCAUGCAAACCAGCAAGGGUUAUUAUGUCAAGCAUGGAGGUUGUUGCUCAGUCAAUGGGGUUUAAGACGCACAUUCGCAAUUAUAAGAUGAGGGUGGAAGGUCUAAAUACGAACAAGACAAGUCAUCUCACAAUUAUGAUUGAAAUUUUUGAAGUCGCACCAUCAAUCUUCAUGGUUGAACUUCAAAGAGCAGCUGGAGACACUUCAGAGUAUAACAAGAUUAUAAAUAAUUACUGCAGCAAAUUAGACGAUAUUAUUUGGAAUAUUCCUAUUGAGAAGAGCAAAUCAAGGAUAUCACGGCUAUCGAAGCGCUAGUCUGCUCUCGACACCUAAUAUUUGUACUGUGUGUAAUCUAAUGCUAUGGAGCAUGAAUGACAUAUCUUGGGCUUGUGAGUGGAUGUAUUUGUGGAUAUUUGUCAACUCAAUUCAUCUCUGAUAUUUUAGCUGUAGGAGAUGACCUUUGAGUAGUGUACCAAGACAGUAAAUAGUCUCCAUGUAGAAAGCUCCUACGUAAUGAGGUUUAGGCAUCUCAGUUUCUCUGUACAAUAUUUUCAACGAUGUAUUAAACAGUUUUAACUGACUGCCACUCAUGACUCACCUAUUUGCGUUGUAGUUUGUGUUUGUCUCAAGAUAACAAUUUACAUCAGUAUGAAUGUAAUCCCGUCCAGGUUGGCUAAACAGCCAUUACGCCGUUGUUGGCUGCAUUGUA